UCCACUCAGGGGCUGGGAGCUAGAGUGGCCGCAUGCGUGGAGGCGUGCGCCGCGCUCUAUCGGAAAUCCCCUAGGGUAGAGGCGGAAACGGAAACCUACCGAGGGCAGAGGAGGGCUGUUGCCGCGUGUGGAGGUUGCGUUUACCUGGCCUCAUGGCGGUCCGUGCGUCGUUCGAGAACAACUGCGAGAUCGGCUGCUUUGCCAAACUUACCAACUCCUACUGCCUGGUGGCCAUCGGAGGGUCGGAGAACUUCUACAGUGUGUUCGAGGGCGAGCUUGCUGGUACCAUCCCAGUAGUGCACGCGUCCAUCGCCGGCUGCCGCAUCAUCGGGCGCAUGUGUGUGGGGAACAGGCAUGGUCUCCUGGUGCCCAACAACACCACUGACCAGGAGCUACAGCACAUUCGCAACUGCCUCCCAGACAGCGUGCAGAUCCGGCGGGUGGAGGAACGGCUCUCAGCCCUGGGCAAUGUCACCACCUGCAACGACUACGUGGCCUUAGUCCACCCAGACCUGGACAGGGAAACAGAAGAAAUCCUGGCUGAUGUGCUAAAGGUAGAAGUCUUCAGACAGACAGUGGCUGACCAGGUGCUGGUAGGAAGCUACUGUGUCUUCAGCAACCAGGGAGGGCUGGUACAUCCCAAGACUUCAAUUGAAGACCAGGAUGAGCUGUCUUCUCUCCUUCAGGUCCCCCUUGUGGCGGGCACUGUGAACCGAGGCAGCGAGGUCAUCGCUGCUGGGAUGGUGGUGAAUGACUGGUGUGCCUUCUGUGGCCUGGACACAACCAGCACAGAGCUGUCAGUCGUGGAGAGUGUCUUCAAGCUGAACGAAGCCCAGCCUAGCACCAUUGCUACCAGCAUGCGGGAUUCCCUCAUUGACAGCCUCACCUGAGUCACCUUCCAUACUGGUCCUGGCUUGGACUUUGGCUCCCUCUCAGUGUUCCACCCAGUCUGUCCUGAAUGCUGGCAGGGUGGUGGCAGAGAACUCACCUGGACUCGUGGCUGUAUGCCCAGCCUUUCUUCAUCUGUGCCCAUCUCCUGAAUCUAUAGUUACUGCAAAAUUCUGCCACAUCAUGCCGGCUGGCAGGUCCUAUGGCUUCUGGCUGACAGCUUUGUUGUCUGUGCCACCCCAUUAAAAGGGCAGCUUCCUCUGGCCA
Messenger RNA from Dama dama (fallow deer), 1155 nucleotides. It is a transcript of the gene EIF6, whose product is annotated as eukaryotic translation initiation factor 6. Gene Ontology annotation, cellular component: nucleolus; cytosol; preribosome, large subunit precursor. The coding region runs from base 153 to 890 and encodes 245 amino acids. The record is from RefSeq and is a predicted model, not a curated record. Gene Ontology annotation, biological process: ribosomal subunit export from nucleus; maturation of 5.8S rRNA; cytosolic ribosome assembly. The transcript is spliced from 7 exons. NCBI's taxonomy places the organism in Eukaryota, Metazoa, Chordata, Mammalia, Artiodactyla, Cervidae. Gene Ontology annotation, molecular function: ribosomal large subunit binding.